Molecule: messenger RNA, 1062 nt
Organism: Pyricularia grisea
Lineage: Eukaryota; Fungi; Ascomycota; Sordariomycetes; Magnaporthales; Pyriculariaceae
Exons: 2
Coding region: 121-804 (227 amino acids)
Biological process (GO): superoxide metabolic process
Cellular component (GO): mitochondrion
Molecular function (GO): superoxide dismutase activity; metal ion binding
Source: RefSeq, a predicted model, not a curated record
CUGGACCGAGUCCUCUGGAAUCAAAGAAAGGGCCUGCCUAUUGAUAGAAUCUGUUUUGUCGUAGUCACUCUCAAUUGAUUCGAUUUUCAAAACAUCACCAUACAAUUAUCAUCAUCGACAAUGGCGUCUCUUAUCCGUACCUCUCCCGCUGUCCGUGGAGCUCUUCGCUCGCGCGCUUUCAAGCCUGCUGCAAUGGCCAGCACCAGCUUUGUCCGCGGCAAGGCCACACUCCCUGACCUGAAGUACGACUACAACGCCCUCGAGCCCUACAUCUCAGCCGAGAUCAUGGAACUCCACCACUCCAAGCACCACAACACGUACGUGCAGGGCUACAACAGCGCCGUGCAGGCCAUCGCCGAGGCCCCCACGCCCCAGGCGGCCGCCGCUGCCGCCCCUCUCCUCAACUUCCACGGCGGCGGCCACGUGAACCACUCCCUCUUCUGGGAGAACCUGGCCCCUGCCUCCCGCGAGGGCGGCGGCGAGCCCGACGGCAAGCUCAAGGCCGGCAUCGAGGCCACCUUCGGCUCGUUCGAGACCUUCACCAAGCAGAUGAACACGACGCUGGCCGGCAUCCAGGGCAGCGGCUGGGCGUGGCUCGCCAAGGACAAGACCACUGGUGCUUUGUCGAUCGUCACCAGGGCGAACCAGGACCCCGUCUCGGGCAACCUGGCCCCGCUUCUGGGCAUUGAUGCUUGGGAGCACGCCUACUACCUGCAGUACCAGAACCGCAAGGCUGAAUACUUCUCUGCCAUCUGGAACGUCAUCAACUGGAAGACGGUUGGUAACAGGUUUGACAAGUCUUGAUGGGUGUGAGAGGGGAAGUUGUGGUGAAGAUGGAGGAAGUAGCUUUUGGUCUUUGCGAUGAGGCCGUGUAGUAUGUUGCCGUUUUGUUACGAUAUGCAAGACAAUAAAUGCAAUUAACUCGUGGCCAUCAUGCUGCUUCUUCCUAUCUAUGACAUUCAAUGUGGUACAACAAUACAUAAAGGAUCACUGUAUUUCAGCUCUUUACAUCAUUACCAAGUAAAAUCAUUAAACCAUAAAUAGUAGCCAUAUUGCCCAGCC